This is a messenger RNA of Knipowitschia caucasica, 363 nucleotides long. NCBI's taxonomy places the organism in Eukaryota, Metazoa, Chordata, Actinopteri, Gobiiformes, Gobiidae. The record is from the annotation of a GenBank genome assembly.
AUGCCCGCGGUACACUCCAGCGACUGUUGGGUCUUCACGCACCUUGAGCACGAGUCAGUGGAGAUGGAGGAUGCUGUUAUUGCAGUGGAGCAGAGUCCUAAAAGAACCGGAGCAUUGUCCCGGAGUCUGGACGUCCUGAGGUUCGCACAGACCGCUCACCUCCGCACAGCGCGCCGCGUCAGUGCGUCUCUGCGCCUCAUCCGCGUCAUGACGCUUUGUCUCCACAUUGCACCAGGAGCAGGGGGCGAUGGGGACGACCCUCCCGGAGGAAAAGGGAAGAAAACCAGCAGAACCAGCAGCAGUAGCGGCUCUCAGCUCCUUCUACCACAGAUCUGUGUGAACACUCUGGGAUUAAAAAGUUAA